Messenger RNA from Maniola jurtina (meadow brown), 3003 nucleotides. RefSeq names its product protein scarlet-like (gene -w-2). The transcript has 14 exons. Gene Ontology annotation, molecular function: ATP binding; ATP hydrolysis activity; ABC-type transporter activity. The record is from RefSeq and is a predicted model, not a curated record. Lineage: Eukaryota; Metazoa; Arthropoda; Insecta; Lepidoptera; Nymphalidae. Gene Ontology annotation, cellular component: plasma membrane. Bases 121 to 2145 code for a protein of 674 amino acids.
CAUCGCCGGCUCGGUAUUGCCGUCAAACGUAGCUACGCUCGCGGUAAAAUGCUACGUUCCAAAAGCAAUUUAAAAUUCGAACAUUUUUGAUAUUUUUUUUAAUAUUUUGUGCACUAUAAGAUGCGUUCGUCAUCAACGCAUGAUAAUAAUGGGACUUCUUCAGCAUCGCUGGCGUCUGCAAGGAGUUCGAGCAAAAACAGUUCAAAUGCCGAUGUGUUGGAUAACAUGCAUGAACUGGUACCAGCCGACAUAGUAUAUGUAGCUAGCAGCAUCUCCUCUAAAUACAAUGAUCCUUUUUUCGAUGAAGUGGAGGAACUUUUGGGAGCGUCCCCUGCACCUCGUCCGUGCACUCUGGUGUGGCGUGACGUCACAGUUCAUGUCAAGCUCAAGGAUGGGAAGCUCAAGAGACUGGUUAACAAUGUAAGCGGAAUUGCCAAGCCAGGGACAUUGGUGGCUCUCAUGGGACCAAGUGGAGCUGGCAAAACCACAUUGAUGACCGCAUUAGCACACCGGAGUACAAGCGACACGAUCAUAGACGGAGAUAUAGCAAUGAACGGCAUCCCGGUGGGAGACUUCAUGCACCGAGAGAGCGGGUACAUGCACCAGGAUGAGCUCUUCGUGGAGAACCUCACCGUUAUGGAACACCUCACUAUCAUGGCCCGGCUCCGCAUGGAUCGACGCACGACACCUCUGGCGCGUCGGAGAAAAGUCAACCAGCUGAUGAGACAGCUAUCUCUAUACGGAGCCCGACAUACGCGGAUCGGUGGGUUGGACGGACAGAAAACACUGUCCGGUGGCGAGAGGAAACGACUUGCUUUUGCUACAGAGCUCCUAACCGACCCGGGUCUUCUAUUCUGCGAUGAACCCACAACGGGACUGGACUCGUCGUCUGCGCAGAAGUUGAUAACUCUACUCCGAGCCAGCGCAGUCCAGGGCAAAACUGUGAUAUGCACCAUCCACCAGCCGUCCUCAGAACUUAUGGCGCUGUUCGAUAGGCUAGUGUUAUUAGCGGAGGGAAGAGUGGCUUUUGCUGGCAACGCUUCAGGAGCGCUGAGUUUCUUUGAAAGUUUGGGCUAUCAGUGCCCCAUCACGUACAAUCCUACAGACUACUUCAUCAAAGUCCUGGCUCUAACCCCUGGGUCCGAAGACGCAUCGCGUCAGGCCAUCAAGAGCGUAUGCGACAGAUUCGCCGUCAGUGAUGCUGCUAAAGAACUUGACAUGGAGAUACAUUUGGAGUUUCAUCUUAUGGACAACGAAGAUGUGGAUAGUAGGCGAGUGAAAUACAGUGACCAUAAGCCACCAUUUUUUCACACGAAGGUCCUUUGGCUUGUCUACAGAUAUUUUAUUAUAAUAUUAAGGGAUCCUCGAGUCCAGUUUGUGAGAAUAUUACAAAAAUUGGCCAUAGCAUUGACAGCGGGAUUAUGCUUCAUCGGAACAGCUCGGCUCACUCAAGCUGGUAUCCAAGAUGUUCAAGGGGCACUGUUCAUAAUCAUAGCAGAAAACACUUUCUCACCAAUGUACUCAGUACUGCACAUGUUUCCUGAGGAGUUCCCUAUGCUGCAAAGAGAACUGAAGGCUGGGUUGUAUUCUACGCCAGCAUACUACUUUGCCAGAAUGGUGGCUCUGUUUCCAGGUCUCGUGAUCGAGCCUACCCUUUUCACCUUUGUGGUAUAUUGGGUGGCAGGACUUCGAGGCACGUUCUACGCUUUCGGUUUUACUGUCUUUCUGUCCAUCUUGGUCCUUAACGUGGCCAUUGCUUGCGGAUCAUUCUUUUCAUGCGCGUUUGGCUCAAUGCCAAUUGCAAUAGCAUACCUUGUGCCAUUCGACUACUCGCUAAUGAUGACCUCUGGACUCUUCAUUAAGCUAAGCUCAAUACCUAAAUACAUUUCAUGGAUUCGGCAUUUGUCAUGGCUAAUGUACUCAAAUGAAGCUAUGAGCAUACUACAAUGGGAUGGAGUUGAGAACAUUACGUGCACGAUUCCUCAACCGGGCGUGCCUUGCGUCAGCACCGGCGAAGAAGUGUUGGUGAAGUACGACUUUGAACCAAACCAGUUCUGGAUGGAUAUCGUGGCGCUGUUCCUGCUCUACCUGGCCUUCCACCUGCUUGCGCUGUUCGCGUUGAGAUAUAGGACUAGGAGAAAAUAACGAAGAAACUGUAGUAGAAAAUAUUUUUUUUUAUUAUAUCCAAUACAGAGAGACGUAAAGGAAACAUAAUUUUACUAUGCCAAGGAAUAGGUAACCCUUAUCAAUGAUUAUUAAAAGGGGUCACAACCUACAGCAAUGGCGACGCAGAAAGAGAGAGUGAUAGAAAAUUUAUGUUACUCGUAGGUAGGUACUUUCUAUGUAAGUACCUAUGUAUAAUAUUAUAAUUCUUGUUAUACCUAAGAAUUCUUCCCGUUUCUGUGUUUUAUUAGACUAAAGAAAAGAAAUGCAAUGUUACCUCAAAACCUAGAAAUGUUUUGGAAAACCCCAUAGGAAAUGUUUACAAUUAAUUAGGUAGAUAAAUUAUAACGGUAGUUUACGAAACGAGAGCAUAAAAGUGCCUACCCACUGAAGCGGAGCAGAGCGGAGAUGUGUAUAUAGUCGAGUAAUCAGAUUUUUGACAGAUUACGGAAAGUAAUUAUCACGGCAUCUAUCAAUAAUCGGAUUGGUUUGUUCAACACAUCUCCGCUCCACUGUACUUCAGUUGUCAGGCACCCUAAUACCUAGUUUUGUGCCAUUUCAUACUUCAUCUAAGCUCAUAUCUUAUAAUCUAAACCAUUAAAUCUUAGUAGCAUAAUAUUUUGUAAUAAGCUUAUCUUCAGAUCAGUAAAUAAUAAAUUAUUAUUAAAUACACAAUUAUGGCUUAUGGCCACAGAUUGAAUAAUAAUUCGACGACGUCAAAAUCCUAUAAAAAUCGUAUACGCGAUCAGCGUACAGAUUACGAAUGCCUACUCGUGCCGCCCGCGCCACAUAAAAAAAUUAACAUCUGAAUAUACCUAAUAUAAAAGGAUAAAAGCUGAC